Chionomys nivalis (European snow vole) is the source of this 748-nucleotide messenger RNA. RefSeq names its product thioredoxin like 4A (gene Txnl4a). The record is from RefSeq and is a predicted model, not a curated record. Lineage: Eukaryota; Metazoa; Chordata; Mammalia; Rodentia; Cricetidae. Gene Ontology annotation, cellular component: spliceosomal complex; U5 snRNP; U4/U6 x U5 tri-snRNP complex. The transcript has 4 exons. The coding region runs from base 140 to 568 and encodes 142 amino acids. Gene Ontology annotation, biological process: mRNA splicing, via spliceosome.
CGAUAGACAACGUCAGUGCGUACGCCCGGAGGUUCCGGGGCGCGGGAGGGCGCUGGUGCUGCGAGGAGUCGCCGGCGGUCGGGCCGCGUGGGCUCUCACGAGGCAGCUCGCGGCUUCCGGCCGCGCAGGCCCGCUCAAGAUGUCGUACAUGCUCCCUCAUCUGCACAAUGGCUGGCAGGUAGACCAGGCCAUCCUGUCGGAGGAGGACCGCGUGGUCGUCAUUCGUUUCGGACACGACUGGGACCCCACUUGCAUGAAGAUGGACGAGGUUCUGUACAGCAUCGCCGAAAAGGUUAAAAAUUUUGCAGUUAUUUAUCUUGUGGAUAUUACGGAAGUGCCUGACUUCAACAAGAUGUAUGAGUUGUACGACCCAUGUACUGUCAUGUUUUUCUUCAGAAACAAACAUAUCAUGAUCGAUCUGGGCACUGGCAACAACAACAAGAUCAACUGGGCCAUGGAAGACAAGCAAGAAAUGGUUGACAUCAUAGAGACUGUGUACCGUGGUGCCCGCAAAGGCCGGGGUCUGGUGGUGUCCCCCAAGGACUACUCUACAAAGUACAGAUACUGAGCACUGCCCUCGCAGGCUGUGCAGAGGACCUGGGGACCCCUCCAUGUAGAAAUACUCAGCUCUUCAAAGCCUUUUGGAAGGGCCAGCAGCAGAACGUGGCUGGAGGCCAGAGGAUCCUUGAGAUGAGGGUUGUGGGUCCUUAACUAGCUGAAGCAAAUAAACAUGCAGUGGGGAACAGUU